Messenger RNA from Myotis brandtii (Brandt's bat), 1968 nucleotides. RefSeq lists its product as uncharacterized. Lineage: Eukaryota; Metazoa; Chordata; Mammalia; Chiroptera; Vespertilionidae. The transcript has 3 exons. Bases 498 to 1388 code for a protein of 296 amino acids. The record is from RefSeq and is a predicted model, not a curated record.
AAAUGUUCCAUGAGUGACUGCAGUUCUCAUCCCGAGUCCCCAGAUCUCGUGGACUUUAUUCAAAGGGUCUGAGAUCUGAAUAAGAACUGUAUGUUAAUUCUUAGAUGCACCAUGAUAAUUUGGCACUCUAACUAGAAGCUACAUAUGUCUUAUGGGAAGGCAGCAAAAUGAUUGUGUGGGACCCUGUAGGCCAAGGAGUUUGGAUUUUAUUCUAAAAGUCAUAAGGCAGCAUGGAGGAGCUGACACAGGAAAAGGAAAUGACUGGAAUUGGAUUUGGGAAGAUGCUCUGACUGCCCUGUGUGGGUAGGAGGUGUGUAGAGAGGUAAGCAGCUCAGUAGUUCAGGAACUGAUAAUGGUGCCUGAAUUAUGAGAGUGAACAUGAAGAUGAAAGAGAAGGCACACUGGAGAUAUAUUUAGAGGUAGAAUCUAGGUUAGUCUGAUUAAUUGGAGGUGAAUCGGGGAUGACUCCCAGGGAUCUUGCAUAAGCAAGCUAAAAGAUGAUGGCUGGGAAGGCUGGCAACGGGAAUUUGUUCAGGUCACGCUGGGGAGAAAACAUAGGCUUCUUCCUGUCCUUCUCUCACCUACUGAGGCAGCUGGUGAUAUCUGAGACUCUCUCCCACUCUGUGCGAUCAUUAGAAACCACAUUACUUUUUAAGAGGUGCCAGAAAGUCACUGAAUCUUGGCAAACCACUCUUGGGACAUUGUGGUCAGCUGCCUGGCCCGGGUUGGGUAAAGGACCCCUUGUAGCUCGUCUCGUGCACCAGCGCAGAUCCUCUUGGCCUCACUUUUCUCUCCCCUGCCCCAUACCUCUGCAGUGCCCAGCUCUGCAUAGACUCGAAUUAGCUUUACGAAGGCACAAUCCUGCAACACCUCACCUCACACCUAUGCCAUGUGCCUCUUGCCUCCUGCCUCCUGCCCGAGGGACACAGUAUCCUGAGCCCACACAUGUGCAAACCAGAAGUGGGAGAUGGCAUCCAAUGGUCAUAUGCUUCCCUUCUUCCCCGAGAAUGACUAGUCAUUUCAUAAGGACCAAGCAACUGGUUAGCAAUAGCAGUAGCAGGGACAAACCUGAGUUGGUUCUCCUCCUUUGCUUUUCCACUCCUCCUCCCCUGUACUCCUGCUCCAUGGCACCACAUGCCGCAAUAAAUCUUCACACACAAGCCUUUGUCCUGGGAUCUGCUCUCUAUGAUACCCAGACUAAGAUAAAAAUCACAGUGGUCACCCAUGUGCCGGCAUGCAGUCAGCCCUCCCGCUCCUGGAGUGGUGACAGUCAGACACUUUGUUCUUUUCUUCCAGAAAAGGAAAAUGAGUUGAUCCCAUGUGGUGUAGAUGUGAAAAGGGGGAACGGGAUGGUAGUUCCUGGUGCUCAAGCAGGGGACAGAGGAUAAGUCCUGAGCCAGGGCUUCUGGGUGGGGCCCAUGGAAGUGGCUGUGUCAGGAAUGAGCGAGCUUUCUGCACUUGACUGAGCUUAGUCAGGGGUCCCCGGGCUUUCAGUACCAGCUCCCCCCAGAGGUGCCUGGAAAGUGGACCCUCAUGCUGUGCAUCUCCAGAAGGGGAAGGAGAGCAGUCCCCAAAGAAGCCCUCUGACGGCAAUGAGGACUUGUGCCCCAUGGCAGUCUGUGUCCUGGAAGUAAGCCCACGCAGGAGUAAAAUGCUUGGAAUCCUGAGUCUCCCAGCUGGGGAGCCAGACUCAUAUGCCCCCUCACGUGGAAUCCGAGAUGUGACAGCAUUUGUUCUGUGACUCCAUGAUAAAGCAGAUACAUGUGCUUAUGUUAACAGCAAUGAAUAUCUGUAUGCUGGGGGCACAGAAAACCACAAUAUUUAUGCAAAAAAGAUCCUACUUUAAUAAAACAAGCAAAAAAUGUAUAUAUGUAUAUGAAUGUAUGUAUUUAAUUCCCAUAUGCUUAGGUACAGAACAUCCAAAGAGCAUUUGGCUAGAAUAACUGUCUAGAACAGUGAUGGCGAACC